Didymosphaeria variabile is the source of this 3003-nucleotide messenger RNA. RefSeq lists its product as uncharacterized. The record is from RefSeq and is a predicted model, not a curated record. NCBI's taxonomy places the organism in Eukaryota, Fungi, Ascomycota, Dothideomycetes, Pleosporales, Didymosphaeriaceae. Gene Ontology annotation, cellular component: membrane. The coding region runs from base 1 to 3003 and encodes 1000 amino acids. The transcript has a single exon. Gene Ontology annotation, molecular function: calcium channel activity; calcium ion binding. Gene Ontology annotation, biological process: intracellular calcium ion homeostasis; calcium ion transmembrane transport.
AUGGUCACUCCAGUCGAGCGGCCGGAGCCUACCUACGCCAUGGACAGCUCAACCCACCUACCACCAGGGCCUGCACACGGACAACGAUCUUCAGACGACGACGGCACCUUUGUGGGAGAAGAACUGAGCCAGAAGAACUCGAACCCAGGCCAGACGGCACUUCCUCAGCUUGAUACGGGAGCUCGCCGAGCCCGAGCGGGCAGCCACUUGACGGUUGAUACAGUCCACCUCGGUCCACCAGGGUCACUGCAGUCUCCCUCGCAGAAUCGGGAGCAGGCUAGUCGCUUGAAUGAUGACCUAGCAAUGCUCCAAGUCGAGCGCGAGGUUUCUAUUGCCGAGGAUCUCGAAAAAGGACAGUCGACAAAUCGAUCCGUGCGACGAACCCGCUCACGCAGGGACGAACCCGAAGACGAGUUCGAUGUGGCUACGAACCCCUUGCACGAAAGAACGGCCAUCUACAAACCGCCAGAGAAUCCAUCCACCCGCGUGUCCCGCUUCUUCAAGAAAGUCCACAACUCGAGUUGGGUUGUCCGGUACUUCACCUACAUUACACCGUUGGUUCUAAUCAUUCUCAUUCCUCUUUUACUGGGAGCAUUGCUCUUCAAGAACGCGUCCGUGGGUGGUGUCAAGAUGUCCUGGUUCUGUAUAUGGCUCAUGAUCAUCUGGUUGUCUCUUUGGGCUGGCAGGACCAUCGCCAAAUGCCUGCCUUGGCCUAUCGGACUAAUCUCAAGUCUCUUCACCAACAACAGCAAGAAAUGGCGAGACAUGGGCAAACAACUUGAACUCCCUGCGACGCUGUUUUUCUGGUUCCUCGCCAUCGAGAUAUCAUUCCUUCCUACUAUGAAGCACCACCACACCAACAAUGACUCCGCCACGAAGAACUGGGAAUCGAUCCUGAACAAGAUUCUUAUCUCGCUCCUUGUCGGAAUGACACUCAACUUCAUUGAAAAGAUCAUUAUCCAACUCAUUGCUAUCAGCUUUCAUUUGCGCACAUACGCUGACAGAAUUGAGUUGAACAAAUUCCAAAUCGGGAGCUUGGCUAAGCUUUACAAGUAUUCGAAAGAGAAGAUCGCCAUGGAGGACUCUGAGUUCGAAGCACAAGGCAUGGCAUCUGGUGCUCGUACACCAGGCCAGUACAUUAAAGAGGCUCAAAAGAACACCAAGGAAGCCUUCAGCAAAUUCGGGGACAUCGCCGGAAAGGUUGCUGGGGAUUUCACUGGUCGUGAAGUUAAUGGGAGUGGUCACCCAAAUCAGGUUGUCCUGACGCUUCUCGGUAGCACUUCCGGCAGCCAGGUCCUGGCGCGCCGAUUGUAUCGAACCUUUGCACGCCUAGAAACGGAGACCGUGCACUCGGAUGACCUUAAAGACGCCUUCGAAAACAACGAUGAGGCAGACGCAGCAUUUUCCAUGUUCGACAAGGAUAUGAACGGUGACAUUUCCAUGGAAGAGCUGGAGGCGGUUUGUGUUGAGAUCGGUCGUGAACGCAAAUCCAUCACUGCGUCCUUGAAAGAUCUGGAUUCCGUGGUCAGCAAGCUCGACGACGUGUUCUUGUUUAUCGUUAUCGUCAUCACCGUCCUUGUCUUCGUCUCGAUCAUCUCAACUUCUGCCGCAGGCGUCCUCACCUCUGCUGGUUCCUCGGUUCUUGCUCUUUCUUGGCUCUUCUCAGCCACGGCGCAGGAAUUCUUGCAGUCCGUCAUCUUCGUCUUUGUAAAGCACCCCUUCGAUGUCGGAGACCGCGUCACCAUUUACGGUAACACUGGUGCCGCAGGUCUCGGAGACGAUUACUUUGUCAAAGAGAUUGCAUUGCUCUACACGGAGUUCAAGAAGAUGGAAGGCCAUGUUGUUCAAGCACCCAACAGCUACUUGAACACGCUGUUUAUUCUCAACCAACGUCGUUCCGGUGCUCUUGCGGAGGCAGUCCCUGUCGUCAUCAAAUUCGGCACCACUCUUGAACAGAUUGAUUCUCUCCGCCAACGGUUGCUUGAAUUCGUCACUGCUGAAAAGCGUGAAUACGGGUCCAACAUCCUCACAGAGCUGAGACAAGUCACCGAAGUCCACUCGCUCACACUCAAUGUCGUCUUCUUCUACAAGUCCAACUGGCAGAACGAGCUGCUCCGUCUCCAACGCCGCAACAAGUUCAUCUGUUGCUUGAUGGUGUCGAUGCAAGAAUGCGGGAUCGAAGGACCGCGCAUGCGCUUCCCUGGUCAGAAGGAGUCCUUCCCUGUGUAUAUGCAGAAUCUUCCUCACCAAGCGACACCUGGCGUCGGUCACAAUGGAACACCCGACAACCCGAGCGGAAUGCUCCACCAACAACCCCAGGAUGAGCCUAUCGUUGCUCCGCCUGUUUAUGGAAGUGAUGGCCCCGCCGAUGGCAAAGAUCACGAAAGUGUCCCUGGCCGACAGCAUUCCAUUCUUCGUACGGGUGGUGGGCGUGCUCGCGGUGAGUCCAUGGCAGCCAUGGGCCGCCGUGUUGACUUCUCGCUUGGUAUGAAGGAUGUCAGCUUCACCGAGAUGCCCGGCGAUGUCUUCGAAGACAGGGAGAACGCUAUCCAGCAACGAGCUACCGUGGUCAGGGUCACCUCACCUUCUCGCCACUCCACAGAGCGCGGCUCGUCCAACGACAUGGCUCGCUCCACCUCAAUUGCCUCCCGCCCGAGCCACCAGUCUGGCCGUCUCCAGCGCGUCAACACGGAUAGCUCACAAGCACGGGAGCGAAGCAACCACAGGAACCGCUUCUUCAGCCGCAACCGGCACCAUGGCCAAGACGAGGAGGCCGCCAUGGCCGACAUCCCCGAGAGCGCCUAUGACUCCAACUCCAACGGAAGCAAAGAGAAGCUUGAUCCGCGCUCCGGCCUCAUCAGCCCCCAAGCGGUGCGAAUGAGCAACGACGAGCCGCGCGCGACGGAGAGUUCUGGCGCCCUCCCCACAGAGAGCAUAGACCAUGCGUUCCACGCCCCAAGCCGCUCUCAAACGGACAACUACGAGAUGAGGCGGUUCCACUAA